AUGCCGCAUAUUGCGAAGACGGACAGCGUCAAGAAGAGUUCAAACGAGACGCUCCUCAACUCUUUGUACUUCAUCACGGAGUCUCUUGGCGAAUCGAUCGAUCGAUUCAUCGAGCAAACAGAUCGAGCCGAUCAAGACACGUUGGAUAUAGAGUGUGAUAUGCGUCUACUGUUUCUUCAGAGACGUGUUAGACACAACUUUACACACUAUAAGCACGAGAGAAAAUUUAACCCCUACGACUACAUUUCCCUCUACGUCUACCUCUACACUUACGUCUACGUCUACGCCUACGCCUACGUCUACGCCUACGUCUACGCCUACGUCUAUGCCUACGUCUACGUCUACACCUACGUCUAUGUCUACGCCUACGUCUACGUCUACGUUUACACCUGCCUCUAUGUCUACGUCUACUCCUACUCCUACGCCUACGCCCACGCCUACGUCUAA
Molecule: messenger RNA, 447 nt
Organism: Priapulus caudatus
Lineage: Eukaryota; Metazoa; Priapulida; Priapulimorpha; Priapulimorphida; Priapulidae
Exons: 4
Coding region: 1-447 (148 amino acids)
Source: RefSeq, a predicted model, not a curated record